This is a messenger RNA of Penicillium taxi, 1239 nucleotides long. Its product is annotated as phosphatase PAP2 family protein. The coding region runs from base 1 to 1239 and encodes 412 amino acids. Lineage: Eukaryota; Fungi; Ascomycota; Eurotiomycetes; Eurotiales; Aspergillaceae. The transcript has 5 exons. Gene Ontology annotation, molecular function: phosphatidate phosphatase activity. Gene Ontology annotation, biological process: phospholipid metabolic process. The record is from RefSeq and is a predicted model, not a curated record.
AUGGAGGUUCCUAGUAAACUACCCUUUACAAAGCGAAAGCUUCGGCCGCGUGUUGUGAUCUCCUAUAUCUUCGACUAUGUGAUCCUGAUCGCCUGCAUCGCCGGAUUUUGGAUCCUCGAUUCCCUCGAACCCUACCACCAACACUUCUCCCUUCGCAAUAUAUCCAUCCAAUAUCCCUAUGCCGUGAAAGAGCGAAUUACCAUCGAAGAAGCCCUAUUAAUUUCUGGCGUUUUCCCCCUUGUCCUCAUCAUCGUGUACACACUUUUCAUCGAUGGUCUCUUCUCACAUCACAAACAUGACGCGGCUUCUGGAAAGCGUAAGCUGCGUGGUCCCUGGCGGUGGAAGGAUCGUCUGUGGGAGAUGAACUGUGGUAUAUUGGGCCUAUUGCUCUCUCAGGGAGUCGCGUUUCUUAUUACACAGGUGCUGAAAACUGCGUGCGGUAAGCCGAGACCGGACCUGAUUGACCGGUGUCAGCCGCGCAUUGGAAGUGAGGAUAUCUUGCCGUAUGGAUUGUCAAACUCGACGAUUUGUACUGGGGAUGCAAAAUUGAUCAAGGACGGGUUUCGAUCGUGGCCGUCUGGUCACAGUAGUUCCUCAUUCGCCGGUCUUUUCUAUACUUCCCUAUGGCUGGGUGGAAAAUUUCACGUCAUGGACAGCCGAGGCGAGAGCUGGAAGACUCUGCUGAUCGUGGUGCCUACCCUUGCAGCAGCAUUGAUUGCCGUGUCCCGCAUUAUGGACGCAAGACAUCACCCAUUUGAUGUUAUCACCGGCAGUCUACUCGGCGUCGUCUGUGCCAUUGUCUCCUACCACCAAUACUUCCCUCCUCUCUCUGAAGCCUGGCGCAAAGGUCGCGCAUACCCAAUUCGUACUUGGGGUACAGAGCCAGCCGGAUUCACGACGUUGAAUGAUAGUAGCUCCGCGAUUCAUAAUUCUGAGGUGGAGCGAUUAGAGCCUUCCCCCAAUGAAUCUGUCACAAGGUCGAGACAUGGCAGUUCUGGCAACCCAUAUGUCCGCCGCGCACAUGAUCAUAGCCCCGACGGCAAUUGGUCUUCCAGCGAGGACGAUGUUGGAGACGCGUUCGAAAUGCAGCAGGGGUACACGACGGCGCGCAAUCCUGCCAUGAACCAGUAUCCACCUUACAACGCCGACACUACCUAUCAUCCCCAGGCUCCUGCUCCUGUGGGGGCCACCACAUACCAAGGUCGGACAUUAACCGAUAAUCCUGCACCUGUGGUCUAA